This is a messenger RNA of Paralichthys olivaceus (Japanese flounder), 2338 nucleotides long. RefSeq names its product G protein-coupled receptor 31 (gene gpr31). NCBI's taxonomy places the organism in Eukaryota, Metazoa, Chordata, Actinopteri, Pleuronectiformes, Paralichthyidae. Gene Ontology annotation, biological process: G protein-coupled receptor signaling pathway. The record is from RefSeq and is a predicted model, not a curated record. Gene Ontology annotation, molecular function: G protein-coupled receptor activity. Gene Ontology annotation, cellular component: membrane.
UCCAGCACAACAGCACACAAAACUCGGAAGGACUCGGAGAUCACAAACACACGAGAGAAGACUGGAAGGAGGAUUCUUGAGAAACUUUUAGAGGACUGAAAUAAGAGUGAGAGAGAAAGAAAGAAAGAGAGAGAGAGAGAGAGAGAGAGAGAGGAGGUUGAAAACUUGUUUGGCAGGAUUUUUUUUUGUGUGUGUUGUUGGAGAGUGAUAUUGUCUCGUCACAGAAUACUUUGCACCCUGCGUGUCGGACAGUGGUCUCUUCUUGCUCGGCAGGUGUAUUAAACCGUUCAAAUGGAAAACAACUUCUCUGCUAACGACAGCCAGGACGCUGAUUGUGAGGCCACGAACAAGAAUCUGUAUAACUUCUAUGCGGCUGUCAUGAUUGUGAUUUUCAUCCUGGCUCUGCCUCUGAAUGCAUCCGUCCUCCACCUCUUCAUAUUCAAGCUGAAGUUCUGGAAAACCAGCACCAACAACAUCUUCCUUUUCAACCUGGUGCUGGCUGACAUCCUCCUGCUCUUCUGUUUGCCCAUCAAGGCGUCCAAUUUCAUCCAGGGGGAGCGGAGGAGCAAGAACGACACGGUUUGCAAAGCCAUGCUCUUCAUGUUGUUUUUAAACCGAGGGGCCAGCAUCGCCUUCCUGACGGUGACCUCCAUAGAUCGAUACUUCAACGUGGUGCACCCCGGCCGGAAGAAUCUCCUGCGCGCUCUGAAGAAAUCUCCUCAGAUCUCGAUCAUCAUCUGGCUGCUGCUGCUGCCGCUCACCAUCCCCACCAUGCUCAAGACCUUCGAGUGCUGCAACAGCCACAAGAGCGGCGAAAACGAUCCUUUGAUAAAGGACGUGGUGGACAGUUUGAGAGAGGUGGUCUUCUUCACCCAGAUCGUCAUCCCCUUCGUCAUCCUGGUCUACUGCACGGUGCGCAUCGUCAACCGGCUCAGGAAGAAGACCGUCGGCGAUAAGACCAAGCUGAGGAGAGCUGUCUUCCUGGUGACCUCCGUCAUGGUGGUCUUCUCCGUCUGCUUCCUCCCCUGCGCCAUAGCCAGGAUGGUGCUGCUCAUCGUCCGGGUCCAAGAGAAGGGAGAGUCCUGGCAGGAUGGAGCUGCCGCGGCGUUCGAUGGCCUCAUGGUCCUCUCCUACAUGGACUGUCUACUGGAUCCGCUGGUCUACUGCUUCUGCAGCACCAAGUUUAAAGGCCUUUAUCUCUCCAAUUAUUUCCCCUUCUUGGUGAAGGGAGAUCAGCUGCCGGUGGAAAGCUCGACAGGAAACACACCGAAGCCGCAGCGCAAUCAAGUCAUUUAAUGGAACACAGAGGACGGACGGCUGCUGCCUGUUGUGUUGUUUUUUCCAACACGAGACUGACGGCGUGCCCCCCCCAAAAAAAAACUUUGUGAAAGAGGCGUCCGAAAAGUAAACGCCACGGAGACAAGACUUGAUAUCUAAACGUCUAUUUUCUCACGAUUCUUAAAAAGACACGUACAGAGGUACACGACUGUCCAAAAUGUGUAGUGUUAAUAAACUGUAAUUAAAAUUGGACGACAUGACAGCUACCCCCUCCUGAAGCCACAACAUCCUGAUCGCCCCCUGGUGGCUGGCUGCUGUAUGGGUGAUAAGCCCUGCCUCCUCCAUGUUAGUGGGUGGGACAGUGAGGUUACAAAGUGGACUAUAGGUCAAUGUCAUGCUUUUUUGUCUGUGAGUCCUUCAGGGUGGACAUUGGGCCUUAGCUUCCUUUUUAAGGAACAUGAGGAAGUGGAGACGCAUCUUCUUUAGUUACAAGUUUGUGUAUUGUCAUAUUAAUGUUGGUGGAUUUUCUUUAGGGUCUAUUUGUAAGGGCGACACCUCCCAGCUAAAGUACGCACAUCUGUUUCUUCUGUUUGUCUUGGACAAUGAAAUGAGCGGCAGAGUUACGACCAUGAGAGAUUCCUUCCAAGCGCAGGAAUCUUAUCUGUCCAACCCGUCUGUCUCGCAGAGAAUCUAUCUGAGCUCCAACUGUGAAACAAGGUUUGGAUUCUGACGCAGUAAAGAAAAACGAACCGCCGCAAAGUGUUUAAAUCUGGUCAAAGGGAUUUUGUGUAAAGUUUGGUGAGAAAUUCCAAAACAAGGUCAAAAAAAGAGAAAAGAAAGUUUAAUGUAAUAUUCACAAGCAUGAAUUCCUUCACACCCCUGGUACACAAGAGUUUAUUAAAAAGGCCCAUACAGGAAGCCGGUCAUCAAUGAGGAUUUAAUGAAUUGUACAACUGUUUAUACUGUGUAAAUAUUUAGAGAGAGAUGGGCGUAUUUAUAUUUUCUGUCCAGGAUUAUUUCAUUUUUAAUCAAGUUUAAAUAAACUAUCCCUCAUUGUGUU